This is a messenger RNA of Dromaius novaehollandiae (emu), 4757 nucleotides long. It is a transcript of the gene NOS1AP, whose product is annotated as nitric oxide synthase 1 adaptor protein. The transcript has 10 exons. Gene Ontology annotation, molecular function: nitric-oxide synthase binding. NCBI's taxonomy places the organism in Eukaryota, Metazoa, Chordata, Aves, Casuariiformes, Dromaiidae. Bases 188 to 1684 code for a protein of 498 amino acids. The record is from RefSeq and is a predicted model, not a curated record.
CGGCGCUGCGCGGGGCCGCCCGUGGGGCUGCGCGGGGCUGCGCGGAGCCGCCCGCGGGCGCGGCGCUGCCUGCACGGCGGGCGGCGCAUGCUCGGGCGCCGCCUCCCCGCCGCGGGGCCGCCCCGCGGGAAGGGGCGGAGGUUGCGCGGCGGCGGCGGGGCAGCGCGGGCGCGGGCGCGGGGCCGCCAUGCCCGCCAAGUCCAAGUACAACCUGGUGGACGACCGGCACGACCUGCGCGUCCCGCUGCACAACGAGGACGCCUUCCAGCACGGCAUCUGCUUCGAGGCCAAGUAUAUUGGAAGCCUGGAUGUGCCGCGGCCGAACAGCAGGGUGGAGAUUGUGACAGCAAUGCGGCGGAUCCGGUAUGAGUUUAAAGCCAAGAACAUCAAGAAGAAGAAAGUGAGCCUCAUCGUCUCGGUGGAUGGCGUGAAGGUCAUUCUGAAAAAGAAGAAGAAGUUUCUUUCAUUGCAGAAAAAAGAGUGGGCCUGGGAUGAGAACAAAAUGCUCGUCAUGCACGACCCUAUCUACAGGAUAUUCUACGUGUCCCAUGACUCCCAGGAUCUAAAGAUCUUCAGCUACAUUGCCAGGGAUGGGUCUAGCAAUGUCUUCAGGUGUAACGUCUUCAAGUCCAAGAAGAAGAGCCAAGCCAUGCGCAUCGUCCGGACGGUGGGACAGGCGUUCGAGGUCUGCCACAAGCUGAGCCUCCAGCACACCCAGCAAAACGCAGACGGGCAGGAGGACGGCGACAGCGAGAGGAACGGGGACGACCUGGACGUCCCAGGCUGCCGCCUGGGCGGUGCGGAGAAGGCGGCCGCCUCUGCGGAGGAGACGGACAUCGACGCCGUGGAGCUCCCGCUGGCGGGGACCGACGUGCUGGAGUUCAGCCGGGGGGUGACGGACCUGGACGCCGUGGGGCGGGAUGCGAGCGCCUACGCUGACGCCAAGGGCUGCCUCCACUCGGAAAGCAUCCUGAUGGCGUCACCCAAAAUGCUGCUGCCCUCCUCUGCCCAGCUGCCCGACCUGGGCACGCCGCUCUCGGCCCACCACCAAAUGCAGCUCCUCCAGCAGCUCCUGCAGCAGCAGCAGCAGCAGACGCAAGUGGCCGUGGCACAGGUUCACUUGCUGAAGGACCAGCUGGCCGCGGAGGCCGCCGCGCGCCUGGAGGCGCAGGCUCGAGUGCACCAGCUCCUGCUGCAGAACAAGGACUUGCUGCAGCACAUCUCGCUCCUGGUGAAGCAGGUGCAGGAGCUGGAGCUGAAGCUCUCGGGGAACACCACCAUGGGCUCCCAGGACAGUCUGCUGGAGAUCACCUUCCGCUCCAACGCGCUCCCUGUGCUCUGCGACCCCACCACCCCGCAGCCCGAGGACACCCACCCGCCGCCGCUGGGCCCGGGCUCUGGCUUCCCCGGCGCCCUGGGCAGCCCCAUAGGUAGGAACGACUGCCUGGUGAAGCUGGAGUGCUACCGGUUCGUGCCGGGCUCGGGGCCGUGCGCCCCGGAGCCGCUCCUGGGCAGCCUGGAGCUCAUCAAGUUCCGCGAGUCAGGCAUUGCCUCCGAGUACGAGUCCAACACGGACGAGAGCGAGGAGCGUGACUCGUGGUCCCAAGAGGAACCGCCACGCCUGCUCAACGUCCAGCCCAGGCAGGACCUGGGCGACAGCCUGGAGGACGAGAUCGCGGUGUAGGGACGGCGGGAGGUGGUGCGGAGCAGCCGGGACCCCUGAUCCCGGUCUCUUCUGCUGCAGAGGUGCUGCCUGACCGGGCCGUGAGGCAACGCCAGGCUGCUCUUUCCCCAGCUGGUGCCACGUGCCGGGUCUCAGCGCAGGGAGCCUUGCAAUGGUCCCAGCUUUAGGGAGGCAAGGAUGUGCCCGAGUAUUGCCGCGGUCCCUCCGUCAGGAGAGCAUGCCCGCAGCAGCCUGCCGGGAGCAGGGCGCAGACUCCUCCUUCCCUUGGCCGCAUACCCCUGCUGUCAGCCGCGUUGUCCUGAGCCCAGCCAGGCCUCAGCACCUUUUGCUUUGCCCCAGGCUCCACAGCACGCAGCUGGGAAACCUGAGGAGAUGGGGAUGGAGCAGCUCUCAGUGCGGUGACUGGCGUCGGCUGGUCACGUCCCAGCCUCCGGGGAGGAUGGUGAGCGGGAGCGUGGGGCAGCUUGCAUCCGGGGCCCUGCGGCUUGCAUGGCAGCGAGUGGGCUGUGCUGGUGGCGCGCACACGCGCCGCGCUGCAGCAUGCGGGACCUGCAUGCUGGGCUGGAGCAGCUUCGGCACGCCAGCCCCGGAGAGAGCACUCGGCACCAGGCAGCAAGCGGCGAGGUGCUCGUGCGGUUGCCUUGCCCCUACCUCUGCAAGCCGCAUUUCGGGGCCAGGCAGAAGCCGGAGUGCCCGGCCGUUGCCACAGAACUGCCCGGGAGCUGCAGACUGUGGGGAGCACAGUGGUGGGCCCUGGGUGCUGGUGCGGGCCCGAGCCUGGGCAUGGGCUGCAGUUUCCCUGCAGCCUUAUUAGCCUGCCUGGUCGCUGCGGCAGGAGCCCCGGCUGUACUGUUGGAGCGCGAAGGAUGACUGAGACAGGGCACGUGAGCGAAAGGCGAAGGGAAGGCAGUGAGGGGCAGCGGGACAAGGCUGGGGAGGAGCCAGAGGGCUGAGCCCAGCCGGCACAGGAUGGCCAGGCCUGGGGCAGGGUGCUGGGGUUGGUGGCACAAGCCGGAUGGGGAUGGUGUUGGCAGGAGGAGGGCACGCGGGCGCUGCCUGCUCCUCCCCAGGGCUGCAGUGUGCAGACGGGCAACGCUCCUCGCAGAGGGGGCCAACCCUGGCCCCGCGGGCAGGAGUGUGAGGAAGGCACGGUGCGGGCGGCUGGGAUGCGGCGCGGGGAUGUGCAGCGUCUUCCCGUCACUGCCUGCACCCCCGGAGCACCACCCUUGGGCUCCUCAGGAUGGCUGCUGGUUUGAGAGCCUUUAUGGUGCUCUCGCAUCAUGUUUUCAAGCACUUCCCUGCCACCACAACCCUCUUCAUAGACAAAUCUUCCCAUUUCCAGGCAGUCACUUGCUCCCCAGCCUGGUUGGGGGAUGCAGUGCUGGCCGCUGUCAUGUGCAGCAAUGCCGCACGUGCAGCCCCUCGAGGGCAGCCAGUCCUCCUCCUCCUCCCCAAGCCCUGGAAGUGCACCACUAGCUACUGCAGGGGCUGCUGUGGGGCCAUUUGGUGGCACGGUGUCCGGGUUGUGCUGCUGGUGACCCUGCUCCCGGGCACCGUCUGGGUUUGCAAUGGUGGCUUCAGAGGGCCAGCUGGCCCCAGUCCGUGGGGGCAGAGGAAGGGGGCUCGCAGGCCCCCGCCCCCAAACGCCGUCCAGAUGGCGAUGCAAUUCCAGCUGCGUGCUGAGCAAUGCUGGCAGAAGAGGUGCUGCGAGCCGCCUAGUUGCCACGUGCUGCAGGGCUCAGCGUCCGCGUUGGGCUAACACGGGAGGAGCUGCAGGGCGCCGGGAGGAAGCUGCUUGGGCAGCACGGGGGUCGGGCGGCUGGGCUAGCAACGGCAGGGGCACCCCCCGCACAGGUGGGCCCCUCCGUCUCUCCUGUUCGCAUCCUCCAGACAAGUGAGUCUAGGGUCUCAGCACCCCCCGGAGCCUGCGGCGCUUGUGGCUGGUAGCCCUGGCUGCUCCAAAGGAUCCAGAGCUUUUGUCUUUCCUGCAAGUGCGUUUGUCAGCUGCCCGCUGCCGCGGUCUGUGCGAGGCCGCAGCCGAUGGGGUGCGAGCCCGUCCUGACGUCCGCCCCGCUGCUCGCAGGAGCAGUGGAAGUGGUGGGGAUCGGCACGGGCAUCUUCCUCUCCUGCCACCCUCCUGUCCUGCUUCUGCUUAGCUUUGCUGCUUCCCGCUGCUCUCGCCUUCUCCAGCUCUGUCUCUGCUAGACCUGCCUGCAGCUACCCCGAGCCGAGCAUCUCCCGGGCUCCGGCCCCUGCCCUCCACCAGCCCUCGCCUGCCGCCGCGAGGGCCAUGGCUGCGCUCUGGCCAUAGGCGGGGGGCUGGAGGGGAGGACGCGUCCCCACGCCCCAAGCAGCGGGGCGGCCGGGAGGAGCGGGUGCUGGUGGCGGGACACACCGGGUGCUCCUGUCCUGUCGCCACCGAUGCCCCUGUACGCUGUGUCCUGCCGGCCCCGAGCUGCGCUGCCACAAGCAUAGCUCUGCUGGCCUCCGUGCCAGGGGGUCCUGGUGUCCCGCAGCCACCUCUCAGUGCUGGGAGGUGAAGCAGGAAGAGGGUGGCCACCAAGGGCCACCCAAAGGUGGGAGAGGAGCCUGGUCCCCAUGAGCGAGGUGGAGAAGGGGCUGCAUGAGACGUGCCGCGGGCAGGGCAGCGAGGCGGGGAUGAGCUCGGAGAGGGGUUUCCGUGCAGGUGGGCAGCCCGUCGCAGGGGUGGCAGGAACUGGGCCGUGGGCACAGGGGGCAAGCGCAGGGAGAGGGGGAGAGAUGGGGCUGGACCAAGCGCAGCCCGGACUGCUGCGUCGCCCCGCUGCACCACGGGUUGUACACGUGUAAAUCGUCCUCCCCCCAGGGCAGCGCUGCCUCUGAACCGCCUCUCUAGCCUCACACUUUUGUUAUGGACCUCGACUGAGGAUUUAUAGCUCUAUUUUUUGUCCUUUCUUUUCCUACAACUGUCGUGUUACUAACUGUCGACUCAAUCUAUCUGGGAAACCAGUCUGUCAAUGUAAGUGCACUUAACCCUUGGGUGUUGUCAUUAGGUGAUCAGCUUUUGCUAAAUAAAUCUUUCUAUUUCUCAAGG